AUGCAGAUUUCGAGCCGCCGUAGUCUGCCAACAUUGUGGAUAGAGGAUCUCUUAAAACUAGGUCCGGUCUAA
This is a messenger RNA of Acanthoscelides obtectus, 72 nucleotides long. NCBI's taxonomy places the organism in Eukaryota, Metazoa, Arthropoda, Insecta, Coleoptera, Chrysomelidae. The record is from the annotation of a GenBank genome assembly.